UUUUCAGCCAAUCAAAUGGGGAAAAGGAUAAACCCUUCACUCAAUUCCUCAAUCUCGAUCUCUCCACCGAUUCGAGUAGCCAUGGGGAUACUGUCGUGGUUCACCGGAAGCCCUAAGCCUUCGCAGCCGGCGGAGAAGUCGAAGACGGAGAAAUCGGAAACUUCGGCUCCGGGGAUGAACGGAGCCAUAGAAGUCCCACGUCCCGAUCGCGCGACGGUUUUCGAGUUCGGCUCCGUGGCAGCCACCGGAGACAGAGUCACUCUAGCUGGAUACUGCCCCGUUUCCGACGAUCUCGAACCUUGUCGCUGGGAGAUUCUUCCCGCCGACGGAAAAGACGCUCCACAGUUUCGCGUCGUCUUCUGAAGAAUCCGAUCAUCAUCAUCAUCAUCAUCAUCAUCAGCUGAGUUGUCUACUUUCUAGAAAUGUAGUUUGCUCAUGGAGAAAUUGUAUUGGUGCUGGUAAGAGGUUCGAAUCGCACCAUCAUCAUCUAGAGCUUGUAUUUUCCGUAUUUAAAUAAAUUAGCUUCUUUAUUAUUUUUAAAAAUAAGGGAAUUAUUAAGUGAUUAUCCGUGUUUUACUGAUCCUAA
Messenger RNA from Brassica napus (rape), 586 nucleotides. RefSeq lists its product as uncharacterized. The transcript has a single exon. The coding region runs from base 16 to 363 and encodes 115 amino acids. The record is from RefSeq and is a predicted model, not a curated record. NCBI's taxonomy places the organism in Eukaryota, Viridiplantae, Streptophyta, Magnoliopsida, Brassicales, Brassicaceae.